UGACGUCCAAGCUUCCAAUUGGAUGAAACCGGUUGACGGCCAAUACCAGCUAGGGGCAGAGUUGCAUAAAUCGUAGUGUAGAAAUGUGACCAAGAAUGAAUACGCAAAAAUGUGUUUAAAAAACAGCGAGGAACUCGAGCGAGGAACUCUUUCGCCUCCGUAAAGGCGAACAAGAAAAACUUUCCAGUGUGAGGAAGUCGAUAAGUAACCCUUGUUUCUAUUUUCCGCAUUUCUGGAAACAUUCCACGGUCGUGAACCUAAUUACGAGUGCUAAAUAUAGCUCUCUUGGAUCUGACUGGUCUUGACAAGUUUCGUUUUGCCGCCAAUAUCACGAGGGUAGUAUUCAGGCAAACGUUACGCGGGUCGCAAGUGGUCGCAAGAUUUAACAGGUAGUUCCUGCCCCUGACCUCCAGCAGAUCCCCUUAUACAUACUAAUUUAAAUAAGGUGCCAUUUCAAGGUCAAAAGCUGGAAAGAAAGGGCAGGAAAGGGUGACAUUGUAAUCUAAUCGGGAUGUAAGUUGUAACGAAGGUGCCGAUUGGAUAGCGGUGUCCCCCCUCUCCGUGAAGUUCUUGUCAUUGAAGUGCUACUAUGUUUACAUUUGAGUAUAAAACACUGGUUUGAUAAUUUUGCACGUGUUGCUUGCCUUGCGGAAUUUGUGUAAUUAUAUUUUUGUGUCAAAGGGUUCCAGAGCGAGGAGAAUAUAACUACCGUGUAAAUACAGUUUUAGAUAGUGCCGUAUGAAGUGCUGAGUGAGGGUUGUGAAUGAUACGAAAUAGUUUUAAGAAGUAAUAGUACACUAAUCGAAGAUGAAGAUUGCGAGAUAUAAGAAAGUUCACCGUUAUAUGAAUUUCUUUCGAAAUAGUUACGGAUUUCGGCUUCCGUAUCAAAUAUUAAUUGAUGGGACUUUUUGUGUAGCUGCUAAAAAGGGCAAAGUUAACAUAGCUGAGCAACUUCCGAAAUAUUUUGGUGGACCUGUCAAAAUACUUACUACGCAAUGUGUUAUAUUGGAAACUGAAAACUUUGGAAAACAGCUGUUUAGUGCACUGGUGAUUGUAAAACAGUUCAAGCAUCAUAGAUGUGGUCAUGAGGGAAAACCUAUUCCUGCUUUUGAGUGUCUUAUGUCUAUGCUUGGUGCCAAGAAUGAAAACAGAUACAUCAUUGCUACACAGGAUUUUAUUCUCCAGAAAGCUGCUAGUCAUAUUCCAGGGGUUCCUGUGCUCUAUCUCCAUGAGCAGACACCGACCCUAAAGCCACCCUCUGAAACUAGUACUCGGAUGGCUAACUUGAGCGGUCGUGAGAGAUUUUGCAGUAACAUGAGUGUACAGAGGGAACGCAUUACUGGCCUACAAGAAAAGCGCCGGUUUGGAAUUGAGGAAGAAGUGCAGCCAGAAAGGAAGCAUACGGAAACGGUUCAAAGGGCCCAACUCUUUCCUGCGAAGAAGAAAAGAAGAAGGCAGCAGGCAGCGCAAACUCCCAACCCAUAUCUUCGGCAGCAUGCCGAAUCAAUGUUGAGCCCGAGGCUCAACCCCAAGCGGCAAGCGCAAGCGAACCAAAAUAAGCACAGCAUAUCAAGGAACAGCUUUAAGAGAACUGUUGAAUAACAAGCUAAUUAAUUUGUAAAUUAAAAUUUUAUCUAACUUCAUUUUCCUGGUCUUAGAUAACAUCAGAAUGUCUCGGCAACUUUCACUAUGUCAAUGUCAGUUCUGUGUCAUGAAUUCAUUUGUAAGUUUUCGAUUAAUUUGAAAUAUCAGUUAAAUGUUUUAAUUUAAUCUUAGAAUGAUAGACACAGGCACUCGCCUAACACGCUCAUCGCUUUACAAAUAAUUAACUAUUAGUUUUUCAAAAAUUGUCCAUGAUUCAUGAUCGUGUAAAACCUUUCAUAACGGACAGCAAGAACAACUGCUUCAAUAACAAUAUAUUUCCUUCAACCAGAAAACCAUUAACUGCUUUUUCGAUGCCUGACUUGGACUUAAAUGUUAUAUGAUUGAAUUUUUCUUUUUUAUGGUAAAUAUCUCUUAAAAUAACAUUUUAAUCCAACAAAACAAUAUUAAAACUCUCUGGGAAAAAAAGUGUAAAAAUUAAUCCCUCCCCUUAAAUUGGUUUCCUUAAAUAUAAAAUUAUUUAAUUGGCAACAAAAAAAAUCUUACAUUUGGCAUAUUCAUUUGCCCAUUACAUAAGCAAAACUACAACAAAUAAUAUCGUAAAACUUUAUAAGCUGGCAGUAAAAACGUAACAUAAUGUAAAAAAGUGUUUUUGGAUUGAGCGGAUA
This is a messenger RNA of Gryllus bimaculatus (two-spotted cricket), 2270 nucleotides long. The record is from the annotation of a GenBank genome assembly. NCBI's taxonomy places the organism in Eukaryota, Metazoa, Arthropoda, Insecta, Orthoptera, Gryllidae.